Messenger RNA from Hordeum vulgare subsp. vulgare (domesticated barley), 558 nucleotides. Its product is annotated as histone H4. The transcript has a single exon. Gene Ontology annotation, molecular function: structural constituent of chromatin; DNA binding; protein heterodimerization activity. NCBI's taxonomy places the organism in Eukaryota, Viridiplantae, Streptophyta, Magnoliopsida, Poales, Poaceae. The coding region runs from base 76 to 387 and encodes 103 amino acids. Gene Ontology annotation, cellular component: nucleosome. Gene Ontology annotation, biological process: nucleosome assembly. The record is from RefSeq and is a predicted model, not a curated record.
ACGGCCGCCACCACCAUAACACACGCCAGCCAAGUCAAGAGAAGAAGCUCGCCGGAGAGAGAAGAAGCGUCGGCGAUGUCCGGCCGCGGCAAGGGAGGGAAAGGGCUGGGCAAGGGCGGCGCCAAGCGCCACCGAAAGGUCCUCCGCGACAACAUCCAGGGGAUCACGAAGCCGGCGAUUCGGCGGCUGGCGCGGCGGGGCGGAGUGAAGCGCAUCUCGGGGCUCAUCUACGAGGAGACCCGCGGCGUGCUCAAGAUCUUCCUCGAGAACGUCAUCCGCGACGCCGUCACCUACACCGAGCACGCCCGCCGCAAGACCGUCACCGCCAUGGACGUCGUCUACGCGCUCAAGCGCCAGGGCCGCACCCUCUACGGCUUCGGCGGCUAGGCUUAUCGCGCCGGUCCAGUCGAAUCCACCUCGCGCCGCCACCUAUGCUUGUUCGGUGUUUACUGUCUUCAUUGUAACGGCCGCAUCUCGCUGCUCUUGUUCAGUGUUCAGUGUUCAGUGUUUCGAUGUAGUACUAUGAUAGAAUGGAAAUCGCAGCAUUUUACCCGCGAA